UAUAAAUUUUUUUUAAAAGAAGUAUGGCCAGCAUUGAUCUGAAGAGGUUCGAAGUGCAAAAUUUAAAGCCCACUGCGUACUACUUGCCUGAGUUUAUAUCGAAAAGCGACGAAGAAGCGUUGUUGGCAAACGUUUACGCAGCGCCGAAGCCCAAGUGGACCCAGCUGUCACACCGGCGUUUGCAGAACUGGGGCGGCAUCCCGCACCAGCGCGGCAUGAUUGCCGAGAGCCUGCCCGCGUGGCUGGAUGGGCUCACCGGACGCGUCCACGCGCUACGGAUGAUGGGUGGCCGAAUGCCUAACCACGUGCUAGUCAAUGAAUAUUGUUGCGGGCAAGGCAUCAUGCCGCAUGUUGAUGGCGAUCUAUUUUACCCUACCAUAGCUACUGUAUCUGCUGGUUCGCACACGGUGCUUAAAUUCAUGGAGCCAGCAGGUGGUGGUGAAGACAACACAGGAGGAAGAAGGGACUCCCCAGGCUCCUUGUUGCUAGAGCCUCGUAGUUUACUGUUACUCCAAGAUUCCCUAUAUACACAUUACUUGCACUGUAUUGAAGAACUCGCUGAAGACAUUCUGGAUGAUUCUAUAGUAAAUUUAAAUUCGUGCUCAAAUAAGUAUGUGAAAGGAUUUACAGUUAGGAGAGGCACUAGGGUAUCAUUUACAAUAAGGCAUGUACCAAAAACUAGUUCUUUCAAAAUAAAUAUUGGUAAUAAAUAGAAAUGAAAAUUUUUAUUU
Messenger RNA from Hyposmocoma kahamanoa, 731 nucleotides. RefSeq names its product alpha-ketoglutarate-dependent dioxygenase alkB homolog 6. NCBI's taxonomy places the organism in Eukaryota, Metazoa, Arthropoda, Insecta, Lepidoptera, Cosmopterigidae. The coding region runs from base 24 to 713 and encodes 229 amino acids. The record is from RefSeq and is a predicted model, not a curated record. The transcript has 2 exons.